AUGGAUGUGUUGCGAUUAAGUUUUGAUGGAUUGGAGGAAACUGAAAAAGAAAUAUUCCUACAUAUUGCUUGUUUUUUCAAGCAUCGCACUCAGGAAUAUGUUAUGAAUAUUCUUAAUUGUUGUGGAUUUCAAGCUGAUAUUGGAUUAAGAGUUCUAGUUGAUAAAUCACUUAUAAGUCUUUCGGAAGAGAUUCAUAUGGUAAUAAUGCAUGGUUUGUUAGAAGAGUUGGGCAAAAAAAUUGUUAAAGAAAAAUCAAGAAAGUGGAGCAGGGUGUGGCUCCAUGAACACUUCUACAAUGUUAAGUUGGAGAAUAUGGAAAACAAGGUCGAAGCCAUCUGUUUUGGCACAGUGGUAAAACAAUCAGACAUGAUCACGGGUGAAAUAUUGUCAAAAAUGAGUCAUUUAAAACUGCUCAUACUGAGGGGAGUUGAUUUUUUACAAAACUUGAGUUGUCUUUCUAACGAGUUAAGAUACAUGGAGUGGUAUAGAUAUCCUUUAAAGUAUUUGCCAUCAAGUUUUCAGCCUAAUCAUCUUGUUGAAUUGAUCUUGAGAUACAGCAACAUCAAACAACUAUGGAAAGACAAGAAGUAUUUUCCCCAUUUGAGAAGUUUGGAUCUGAGCCACUCAAAAAAUCUAAAAAAGAUGCCGGAUUUUAGAGGUAUCCCAAAUCUUGAGCGAUUAAGUUUUGAAGGAUGUGUAAAGUUGGUGCGAAUGGAUCCUUUUAUUGGAAUUCUAAAAAGGCUUGUUUUCUUGAAUUUGAAAGAUUGUGAAAAUCUAGCAAGCAUACCAAACAACAUAUUUGGUCUCAGCUCUCUUGAAUGUGUAAAUCUUUCUGGAUGUCCCAAUAUGUUUAGGAAUCAAAGACUUGUCAAUAUAAGUGAAAAUGCAUCACAUUACCAAUCCACAAUGUCUUCCAUCUUGAAAUGGACAACAUUUAGUGCUCACAAAAAUUUAGGUAGUUGUUCGUUGCCUUUCUUUAUUAGCUUCUCUAGCUUGGUUAAACUUGAUAUUAGUUUUUGUGGUUUAAGCCAACUCCCGGAUGCAAUUGGUUGCUUACGUUGGCUAGAAGAAUUAAAUUUAGGGGGAAACAAUUUUAUAAGAUUGCCUAGUCUGGAGGAGCUUUACAGACUUGCAUUUUUAAACUUGGAACAUUGCAAGCUCUUGGAAUCUCUGCCUCAGCUUCCUUUUUUUACUUCUAUGGAUCGGGUCUUUCAAAGGAACAAAAAAGGAUUGGUGAUUUUCAAUUGUCCUAAAUUGAGUGAGAGGGAAGUUGGCAGUACUAUCAAUUUUUCAUGGAUGACACGGUUUAUUCAGGCAAACCAAGUAUUCACUUCAAUAUAUGAUCAGAUUUGGUUUGUAGUUCCGGGAAGUGAAAUACCAAGUUGGUGCAACAAUCAGAGUGAGGGUCAUUCAAUAAGAAUAGAUCUAUCUCCCAUUAUGCCUAACAAUGAAAAUAAUGUUUGUGGCAUUGCUUGUUGUGCAGUAUUUUCUGCUGCACCUCUUGACCCAAGAGCUUUCCGUGACAACAUACAGAACAAAAGGUCUCAACAAAUAUCUGGAAUACAACUAGCUAUUUGUACGAAUAAAAUUAGCACUUCGCUGUGUGGGGUCAUCCCAGUAAUUCUUCAAACUGAUCUUAUCGAGAUCAAAUCAGAUCAUAUGUGCCUAAUCUAUUUUCCUCUGAAAGCAAUCUUUUAUUUUCUGGUUUCCAAAAACAAAACUCUCAGCCAUCUUGAUCAUUGUAAGUUGGAUUUUGAACACACACGUUCAAUUAAUAAUAAUUGCACGGUUCAGAAGUGCGGGUAUCAUUGGGUAUAUAAACAAGAUCAUGAGUCGCUGUCAAAUCUCCUUAGCUCGGAAGUGAAAGUUUUUGGCAAUUGA
Molecule: messenger RNA, 1881 nt
Organism: Lathyrus sativus (Indian pea)
Lineage: Eukaryota; Viridiplantae; Streptophyta; Magnoliopsida; Fabales; Fabaceae
Source: the annotation of a GenBank genome assembly